This is a messenger RNA of Plasmodium malariae, 2085 nucleotides long. Its product is annotated as serine/arginine-rich splicing factor 4, putative. The coding region runs from base 1 to 2085 and encodes 694 amino acids. NCBI's taxonomy places the organism in Eukaryota, Apicomplexa, Aconoidasida, Haemosporida, Plasmodiidae. The transcript is spliced from 4 exons. Gene Ontology annotation, cellular component: cytoplasm; ribonucleoprotein complex; nucleus. The record is from RefSeq and is a predicted model, not a curated record. Gene Ontology annotation, molecular function: mRNA binding.
AUGAGUUAUAAAUCUUCAAGAUACAGCAAAACCCCAUCGUGUAUAUAUGUAGGAAAUUUACCAGGAAAUAUCAUAGAAGAAGAGGUCUACGAUUUAUUUGGAAAGUUUGGACGUAUAAAAUACAUAGAUAUAAAAAGAACAAGGUCUUCUAGUGUUAGUUUAUCAUACGCUUUUGUCCAUUUUUCCGAUGUCAAAGAUGCAGAAUAUGCAAUAGAAAGAAGAGACGGUUAUAAAUAUGAUGGUUAUCGUUUACGCGUUGAAUUUUCAGGAGAAAACAGAGGCUAUGGAAAAUAUAGAAAAAAAGAAGAAGGAAUUGGACCCCCAUUAAGAACCGAACAUCGACUUAUUGUUAGUAAUUUGCCAGACAACUGUAAAUGGCAACAUUUAAAAGACAUUAUGAGACAGUGUGGUGAUGUAGGAUUUGCUAACAUCGAGUAUGGAAAAGGAAUAGUAGAAUUUAUUAGUUACGAUGAUAUGUUAUAUGCGAUUGAAAAGUUUGAUGGUGCCGAAUUUAAAGUUUAUGAUCAGGUUACAAAUAUAAAAGUUAGAAAAGAUAAAAGGGGGUUCUCAUAUACGAAAAGACAUAGAAAUGAUUACUAUAGUCCCAGAUAUAAAAAAAGACGAAGAUAUAGUGAGGAAUCUGGAUUAUCGGCUAGAAAUAGAUCAAGAAGACACAACAAAUAUAGUAACACAUCAACAAAAAGAAAUAAUAGAUAUGAUUAUAAUAGUGAUAGUACAAAUUAUAAUAAAAACAAAAGUAAAUACGAUAAAAUUAGGCAAAGAAAAAAUGAAUAUAAAGGUAAAAGAAGUUACAGCGUAGAUGGUAAAAGAAAUGAAGAAGGUAGUAGAAGUAAAUCAAGAAAUUUAUCAAGAGGUGAUGAAAGAAGUUAUAAAAAGAAAAAAUAUAUACGUAAUAAUUCAAGUGUUAGAUUAAGCAAACAAUCUAGUAGGUAUGAAGAAAAGGAAAAUGCAAAAAAUAACAGUUAUAGUAAAAGCGUAAGUAACGAAAAAAGUGAAAGUGCUAGAAGAAAUGGAAGUGAAUAUAGGAGUAGAAAAAGAAGCUUAAGUGAAGAUGGAAAUAAAAAAAGUAGAAAAAGAAGUAUAAGUGAAGAUGGAAGUGAAUAUAAAGAUAGAAAAAGAAGUAUAAGUGAAGAUGGAAAUAAAAAAAGUAGAAAAAGAAGCAUAAGUGAAGAUGGAAAUAAAAAAAGUAGAAAAAGAAGCAUAAGUGAAGAUGAAAGUGAAUAUAGAAGUAGAAAAAGAAGCUUAAGUGAAGAUGAAAGUGAAUAUAAAGGUAGAAAAAGAAGUAUAAGUGAAGAUGGAAAUAAAAAAAGUAGAAAAAGAAGCAUAAGUGAAGAUGAAAGUGAAUAUAUAAGUAGAAAAAGGAGCUUAAGUGAAGAUGGAAGUGAAUAUAAAGGUAGAAAAAGAAGUAUAAGUGAAGAUGGAAGUGAAUAUAGAUGUAGAAAAAGGAGCGUAAGUGAAGAUGGGAGUGAUUUUAGAAGUAGAAAGAGAACCUUAAGUAAAAGUUCGAAAAGAGAACAUAGCUCAAGUGAUGAAAAAAAGGAGAAAAGAAAAAGAAGCCAUAGUGAAUCCAAUAAAUCUCAUUAUAAAAGUGGUUCCCGUGAAAUGGAAAAAGUUCAAAAAGAUAAAGGCAAUGGUAAGUUAAGUGAAACUGAAAAGAGUUACAAAUCGCGUAGUAAUUCAGAAAGAAACAGCGCCAUAGAAAAAAACAAAAGUAAUGACGAAAAAAAGAAAACAGUUGAUAAAAGAACUAAAAAAGUUACAAAAAAUAUAAGGAAAAAGAAGGGCACAGAUGAUAAGGACAUAAAGGAAAAUAAUGAUAAAGCAAGUGGAAAUGAAGAUUUAAAAAGUGUUUCUAAUGAUGGAAAUAAAAGCAAUAGAGAUAAAUCUGAAGAAAAAGAAAAUAAUAAAGAAAAUUCAAAUUCAAAUAAAAAUCAAAAAACCAAAAAAGCAGCAGCUUCAGAAGCAAAACCAAAAAGGGGUAGAAGAGGAAGAAAAAAAGCUAGUGCAGAAGAAAAUAUAGCUAAUAUAGUAGAUGAUAGUGUUAAUGGAAAUGUAAGCAAUUAA